AGGACAAAAAACUUGGUAGGUGGUUGUGUCACACUUUUGGAUAGGCCAAUCAAAAUUUGUUGUUUGGCUAUCUUCAAAAUAAUCAUACAAACAGUGAAACUGCUACUGACAAGAGAAGCUCCUUAAUCAAUCCUUGUAAGUUUUUUUCUGACUCACAAAACCAGUGAAGAGGUGCUGCUGUUAUCAUCCGUGGGUGGUUGUAAGUGUGUUACAGUAGCUUUGCAACAGACAUGGAAACAGCCUCAGACUAUGGAGCAUUCAUGGAGAAAUUCAUUUUGCCACCAUCUUCUUCUUCCACUGAUCUUCCUUUGAAUUCACUCACCUUUGCAGUCAAAGACAUAUUUGAUGUGAAAGGGUAUGUAGCUGGAUUUGGGAAUCCUGAUUGGGCAAAGACUCAUGAGGUUGCUACUUCUACUGCUCCAACAGUUUUGGCUCUCCUUAGUGCUGGUGCCACUUGUGUUGGUAAAACUGUCAUGGAUGAAAUGGCUUACAGUAUAAACGGAGAAAAUAUACACUAUGGAACACCUAGAAAUCCUUGUGCAGAAGACCGAGUUCCCGGAGGAUCUUCUAGUGGUUCUGCUGUUGCAGUUGGUGCAAAGCUUGUUGAUUUCUCUUUGGGAACUGAUACAGGAGGAAGUGUAAGGGUGCCGGCAUCAUAUUGUGGGAUUUUUGGUUUUCGUCCUUCUCAUGGCGCUAUCUCAAAAUCGGGAGUUGUUCCUAUGGCACAAAGUUUUGAUACUGUAGGAUGGUUUGCUAGGGAUCCCAAGAUUUUAAGCAGAGUUGGACAUAUACUUUUGCAAUCUCCACAGGUCACACCUGUUAAACCUACUCAGGUUAUCAUCGCAGAGGAUUGUUUUCAGCUUUCAAGUGUUCCUUACGAAGUGGUUCCACAGACUGUCAUCAAAGCAGUACAGAAGUUAUAUGGCGAGGAUGUAUUAAGGCGUGAAAUCCUUGGUGAAUAUGUGAAGGCCAAAGUUCCGGGUUUGAAACAUUUCAUGAGUGAAGAAAACACAAAUCAAGUAUACAACAUUCCAUCACUGGCUGCACUUUCAAGCGCGAUGCGAUUACUUCAGAGGUAUGAGUUUAAGAAUAACCACAGUGAAUGGAUCAAUGCAGUCAAACCUGAUUUAGGCCCCGGAAUUUCGGAACGUGUAUCAGAUGCUCUAGGCACAACAGAGAAAGAUACUGAUAUCUGUCAUUCUAUAAAAAGGGAGUUGCGUGAUGCCCUUACUUCUCUUCUUGGGGAUUUAGGUGUUCUCGUGAUCCCGACGGUUCCAGGGCCUCCACCUAAACUACAAACAAAUUCAUCUGAAUUAGAGAUUUUCCGCGCAAGAGCUUUUAGCCUGCUGUCCAUUGUUGGAGUUUCUGGAUUUUGCCAGGUAAGCAUACCGCUAGGGAUGUAUAAUGACCUUCCUAUAUCAGUUUCUCUUGUGGCCAGGAAUGGUGCAGAUGGAUUCUUGCUUCACCUUGUAGAGAGUAUUUAUGAUAACAUAGAAAAAUAGGAAACAAGCAGCAUAGCUGAGAGCAUAAUUAAGUUACUUUUUUGUAACUGCAAUGAAAGUCAGUGUAAGCAAAUUUUUAUAUAUUCAAAUUGAAAUAAAGAAGUUUAUGGAAGUUUUAGAAAACUUUUGAAGAA
Messenger RNA from Lathyrus oleraceus (garden pea), 1636 nucleotides. RefSeq names its product amidase 1. The transcript has 9 exons. The record is from RefSeq and is a predicted model, not a curated record. Lineage: Eukaryota; Viridiplantae; Streptophyta; Magnoliopsida; Fabales; Fabaceae. Bases 231 to 1502 code for a protein of 423 amino acids.